Molecule: messenger RNA, 2247 nt
Organism: Closterium sp. Yama58-4
Lineage: Eukaryota; Viridiplantae; Streptophyta; Zygnematophyceae; Desmidiales; Closteriaceae
Source: the annotation of a GenBank genome assembly
AUGCCCUCACGCCCUCAUGCCCUCACGCCCUCAUGCCCUCAUGCCCUCAUGCCCUCAUGCCCUCAUGCCCUCAUGCCCUCAUGCCCUCAUGCCCUCACGCCCUCAUACCCUCAUGCCCUCACGCCGUCAUACCCUGAUGCCCUCAUUCCCUCAUCCCCUCAUGCCCUCAUACACUCCUGCCCUCAUGCCCUCAUGCCCUCAUGCCCUCAUGCCCUCAUGCCCUCAUGCACUCAUGCCCUCACGCCAUCAUGCCCUCAUGCCCUCAUGCAAUCAUGUCAUCAUGCCCUCAUGCCCUCAUGCCCUCACGCCCUCAUGCCCUCACGCCCUCACGCCCUCAUGCCCUCAUGCCCUCAUGCCCUCAUGCCCUCAUGCCCCCAUGCCCUCAUGAGCUCAUGCCCUCAUGCACUCAUGCCCUCACGCCAUCAUGCCCUCAUGCCCUCAUGCCCUCACGCCCUCAUGCCCUCAUGCCCUCAUGCCCUCACGCCCUUAUGCCCUCAUGCCCUCAUGCCCUCAUGCCCUCAUGCCCUCAUGCCCUCAUGCCCUCAUGCCCUCACACCCUCAUGCCCUCAUGCCCUCAUGCCCUCAUGCCCUCAUGCCCUCACGCCCUCAUGCCCUCAUGCCCUCACGCCCUUAUGCCCUCAUGCCCUCAUGCCCUCACGCCCUCAUGCCCUUAUGCCCUCAUGCCCUCAUGCCCUCAUGCCCUCACGCCCUCAUGCCCUCACGCCCUCAUGCCCUCAUGCCCUCAUGCCCUCAUGCCCUCACGCCCUCAUGCCCUCAUGCCCUCACGCCCUCAUGCCCUCAUGCCCUCAUGCCCUCACGCCCUCAUGCCCUCAUGCCCUCACGCCCUCAUGCCCUCAUGCCCUCAUGCCCUCAUCCCCUCAUGCCCUCAUGCCCUCAUGCCCUCAUGCCCUCACGCCCUCAUGCCCUCACGCCCUCAUGCCCUCAUGCCCUCAUGCCCUCAUGCCCUCACGCCCUCAUGCCCUCAUGCCCUCACGCCCUCAUGCCCUCAUGCCCUCAUGCCCUCACGCCCUCAUGCCCUCAUGCCCUCAUGCCCUCACGCCCUCAUGCCCUCAUGCCCUCAUGCCCUCAUCCCCUCAUGCCCUCAUGCCCUCAUGCCCUCAUGCCCUCACGCCCUCAUGCCCUCAUGCCCUCACGCCCAGAUGCCCUCAUGCCCUCAUGCCCUCAUGCCCUCAUGCCUUCAUGCCCUCAUGCCCUCAGGCCCUUAUGCCCUCACGCCCUCAUGCCCUCAUGCCCUCAUGCCCCCAUGCCGUCACGCCCUCAUGCCCUCACGCCCUCAUGCCCUCACGCCCUCAUGCCCUCAUGCCCUCAUGCCCUCAUGUACUCCUGCCCUCAUGUACUCAUGCACUCAUGCACUCAUGCCCUCAUGCACUCAUGCCCUCAUGCCCUCAUGCCCUCAUGCCCUCAUGCUCUCAUGCCCUCACGCCAUCAUGCCCUCAUGCCCUCAUGCACUCAUGCCCUCAUGCCCUCACGCCCUCAUGCCCUCAUGCCCUCAUGCCCUCAUGCCCUCAUGCCCUCAUGCACUCAUGCCCUCAUGCCCUCAUGCCCUCAUGCCCUCAUGCCCUCAUGCACUCAUUCCCUCACGCCAUCAUGCCUUUAUUCCCUCAUGCACUCAUGCCCUCAUGCCCUCACGCCCUCAUGCCCUCAUGCCCUCACGCCCUCAUGCCCUCAUGCCCUCACGCCCUCAUGCCCUCAUGCCCUCACGCCCUCAUGCCCUCAUGCCCUCACGCCCUCAUGCCCUCACGCCCUCAUGCCCUCAUGCCCUCAUGCCCUCACGCCCUCAUGCCCUCAUGCCCUCAUGCCCUCAUGCCCUUAUGCCCUCAUGCCCUCAUGCCCUCAUGCCCUCAUGCACGCAUGCCCUCACACUAUCAUGCCCUCAUGCCCUCAUGCAAUCACGACAUCAUGCCCUCAUGCCCUCAUGCCCUCAUGCCCUUAUGCCCUCAUGCCCUCAUGCCUUCAUGCCCUCAUGCCCUCAUGCCCUCAUGCCCUCAUGCCCUCAUGCCCCAUGCCCUCAUGAGCUCAUGCCUUCAUGCACUCAUGCCCUCGCACCAUCAUGCCAUCAUGCCCUCAUGCCCUCAUGCCCUCACGCCCUCACGCCCUCAUGCCCUCAUGCCCUCAUGCCCUCACGCCCUCAUGCCCUCAUGCCCUCAUGCCCUCACGCCCUCAUGCCCUCACGCCCUCAUGCCCUCAUGCCCUCAUGCCCUCAUGCGGGAGAAUGGGGCGGGGUGA